This is a messenger RNA of Capsaspora owczarzaki ATCC 30864, 1099 nucleotides long. RefSeq lists its product as hypothetical. The record is from RefSeq and is a predicted model, not a curated record. The coding region runs from base 64 to 846 and encodes 260 amino acids. Lineage: Eukaryota; Filasterea; Ministeriida; Capsasporidae. The transcript has 8 exons.
UUUUUUUUUUUUAAUUUCGUUAUUUCAUAUUUGAUCCAACUCUUCUUUGGCCCACUCCACACAAUGUCAUUAUCUGUCGACGAAGACCCCGAAAAGCGCAAGCGCACCUCGUCUGUCGGACGCUUCUUUGAGAACUUCAAGCAUCGCCACGAGAACUAUGGCAAGCUCGAGCGCACUUCGUCCGUCGAGGACAUUAUGAAGGUGCGCAGCCCCGAAGGCCGCGUCUUUAACGUCGUUUAUUAUGGAACCAUGGAGGCAGACGAGAGCACGGGCAAGGCCGUCACCGCCAGAGCUCUGCAGUUUGUCGAGCAGAACCCAUCCAAGCGCAAGAUGACCAUGAAGGUCAGCACUCAGGGCAUCACUCUGGUGGACGUCGAGACAAAGAUUACUGUCGAGGCGCACAUGCUGCAUCACAUCUCGCAAUGUGCCUACGACACGUCUCCGGAUCACUACAAGCUCAUCUCGUACAUUGCAUUCAACAAGGAAAAGUCCAAGUACUUUUGCCAUGUUUUCAAGCACGAGCCAACGGCUGCUGCCAUCCACGAAGCAAUCUCUGUUGCUUUCGAAGAAGCGUUCAAAAAUUAUUCAGCAAACAAGAAGGCCGCCACGCCAGCAGCCCCGGCAGCUGCCACGGCUCCGCUCACCACUGCCGCCAGCGCCGCGUCUGCCGCCGGCUCCAGCCCCGCGGCGUCAGCACCACGUUCCACUCCCAGCCUGACUGUUAGCAACGGCGAGGACGGAUUCGAUGGGCUGGCUCGUCAGCGCACCGCAUCUGGAUCCGGCCGCCCGCCAGUUCGCCAGCCAUCUCCCACGCCAGUUUCGACGGGCAACUUGAUCGAGUUCUAAGAUUCACUGUCAACGGCAAGGGGGCUUUGCCGAAAUCAAGGCCACUUUUUUCUGUGUCGCGUGUUGAUUAGCUUUGUUGUUGCUUUCUCUUUUCGUCUCUUUGUGUUGUUGCUGUUGCUAUUGUUGUUGUUGCAUUUGUCAUGACGAUCGGUGGUCGUGUUUUUUUUUUUUUUUUUUCCCCGUCAAUCUGAACAUUCUAUUCGCGCAUCUUCUUGUCUGCGAUGGCAUUCAAUAACAAAUGGAGUACGCAAGG